AUGGAAACGAUUAAAAAUGUAUCAAUUGGUGAUUUUGAUAUUGAUUCAAUUGUUUUAGGCACAACUGGUGUUUCAUCUUGUAUUGCAGCAAUAGUCGAACUCGAAAACAAGGUUUUCAUUUAUCAUGUAGAUCCAAAAUCUUUUAAUGCCACAUCAACAUGUUCAAGAACUGAUGCUCAUACUUUUUUGAUGAAUAUAUUCAAUCAUCUUUAUCAAUUAAUAGAUUCAUUUUCAAUUAUCAAGAAUGUAUGUUUAAUUGGUGGAUGGAAGAACAUUGGCUAUAUGAUAUUACGGAAUCAAGUUGAUAUAAUACGUGAAGAUUAUACAAAGACUAUGAAUCAAAAUCGUACAUUAUUACAUAAUAAUUUUCAUCGAUUUGUGAAUGCGAUCAAAUUAAAUUUGAUUGGUUUCAAUAUACCACCGAAAGCAGAAAACGGUAUAAACAACGAACCAAACGAUGAUGAUAGUCCUUAUGACUACAUAUUUGGCUGCACCAUAGUUUAUGGUCGCUCAUCAAGUUCUAGUACUUUUGCUAUCUGGCAAUAUGGAGGUCAAGAACAUGAAAUGAGUUCUGAUCGACGUGAAUCAUUAUUAUUAGCUAUAUAUGUGGAUGGAAAUGGGUUGAUUUCUAAAGGUUUGGCAAGAAAAAUCGGUGAACAACUUGAUUAUCUUAUUAAAUACGAGCAGAAUGAAUUAUAUCCAUCUGCUUAUCAAAUUCGUAUGGCUGACUGCAAAGGAAUCGUUAUUAUCGAUUCUGAAUCGACUUUAAAUCAAUUUUACAUUAAAAUUCGACAAUGUUUUAUUCGAUAUCAAGUUGUUGAUGAUAAUGGAAAACCACUUAAAAAUCCAGAAUUUAAAACAGUUGUUGGGCCAGUAAUUAUUACAAAAAAUCCUUGUCCUUAUGCUGGUGAUAUUAUGACAUUAAAAGCUGUUGAUUUACCUGAACUUGAUUGUCUUAAAGAUGCAAUUGUCUUUUCGACUAAGGGCAAUCGACCAGAUUGUAAUAAAAUUGCUGGAUCUGAUCUUGAUGGUGAUCAAUAUUUUGUUUAUUGGGGCCAAGAAUUACGAAUUUCUGAAACAAUUGAACCUUUUGAAUAUAAACCACAGUUACCUAGUGAUCGUUCGACACCUAUUACUGCUAAUGGUGUUGUAAAUUAUUGUUUAUCUUUGUUGGGUGCUACAAGUCAUGGUGAAAUUUAUAAUUUACAUGCUAUUGUUGUUGAUCAAAAUAAAGAAAAACAUCCAAAACGUACAUGUCAGAAAUUAGCUAUUGAAAUGGCAGCAAUGUUCUCUGCUGCUAUCGAUUCUGGUAAAACAGGAUAUCAGACAGAUACAAAUCGUAUAAAAGAAAUUCGAAAAAUUGUUGGUUAUAAAUAUCCAGAUUUUCUAAUGAAAACUCUUUCAUAUCAAUCUGAAUCAAUUUUGGGUAUAAUUUAUCGUAAAGCACUUAAUUUCAAAACUCAAAAUCCACAAUUAUUUGAAGGUCAAGAUAUAAAUGACUCAAUAAAUACUUCUACUAGAUUUAGUGAAAAAUAUUUUCGCUUUUAUGUAAGAGUUUGUACUGUAUUAAAAAUUGAUCCAGAUACCAUUCAUCAUGAAUUACACUUAAUCUUUGGUAAUAAUGCUCCAUUUAAAAUUAUAAUUGAUCGAUGGUCUGAUUAUUAUAAAAAGAAAGAUACAAAUACAACGCAAUCGAUAGAAUCAUCAACUAAUACAUCAACUGAAGAUAUAAAAGAAGUUUGUUCACAAAUGGAUAAUAAUCUUCAUAUUACAGAUAAUGAAAUACAAGAAAAUGUUAAUAUGAAUUCUGAUACAAAUGAAAAAGCAAAAGCACUCACAGAGAACUAA
Rotaria sp. Silwood2 is the source of this 1848-nucleotide messenger RNA. The record is from the annotation of a GenBank genome assembly. NCBI's taxonomy places the organism in Eukaryota, Metazoa, Rotifera, Eurotatoria, Philodinida, Philodinidae.